AUGUCUGGGCUCGUGUUCCUGCAGCAGGAUGUUGAGAAUCAAGUGGAAUUGUGGUGGUUUGGUGAGCCAUGCGUCUCCCUGCUCUGCUACACCUCCUCUGUUGUCCUGGUGCUCGGCCUCGGGACAGGCGGUGUGGUGCUCCUGUCUUCAGCCAGCUCUGCGGAGGCAUCCUCAGCUGUGUGGCGCCUCACCGUAGGCUCCGCCCUCUGCAUCCUGGCCCUCGUACUCGUGCUCAAACAGUUGCUUAGCUCAGCCGUGCAGGAUAUGGGCUGCGUGCGCAAUCGGAGACGCAUUGUACAGCUGCGCAGUGGUGGAAGCGUGGAUCCGUCUCUGCUGCUAGCCAUCGGCCUGGCCCUGAUGCUCGGGGGUGCCACAGUGCUCCUGUGCUUGGCCUGGUCACACAUGCCGCUCACAGGGACACUUCUCCUGUCUUGUGGUGGCGCUGUGGUGCUGAGUGUGGUGGCGUAUGGAGUAAUGAAGUAUAUAUGGGAACGAAGAGAAAGGAGAAUUAGGAGAAUACGGAGAAGGUUGAGGGUGUACACGGUGACAGGACAGAGGAGUCACAUGUGGAGAGACUCAGCAUCGAGUCAUGCUGGUCUGAUAUAA
Messenger RNA from Neoarius graeffei (lesser salmon catfish), 606 nucleotides. It is a transcript of the gene tmem125b, whose product is annotated as transmembrane protein 125b. The record is from RefSeq and is a predicted model, not a curated record. Lineage: Eukaryota; Metazoa; Chordata; Actinopteri; Siluriformes; Ariidae. The transcript has a single exon. Bases 1 to 606 code for a protein of 201 amino acids.